AUGGCUAAGGUUUGGGAUGAAGAUGCUGCUGUGAGAGCGGAGGACGCUGAUGAAGAAGCGCUGACCUCGGGGAGCAGCUUUGAAAGGACGAUCACAGUCGUGAAGGGCAACUCCAGCCUGGGGAUGACUGUGAGCGCGAUGAAGGCCAGUCUGGGGAUGCUGAUCCGCAGCAUCAUCCACGGCGGCUCCAUCAGCCGGGAUGGGCGUCUGGGGGUCGGGGAUCUGAUCCUGGCCAUCAACGGAGAGCCCACUGCUCACAUGACCAACGCUCAGGCCCGAGCCAUGCUGCGACGACACUCACUCAUCGGACCCGACCUGGGAUCUGCUAGUGCACCUGAGGACGACCUGUGCCCGUUUUAUGUAAUCACAUAUGUACCUGCAGAGUAUCUGGAGGAGUACAAGGCCAGCCUAGAGCAGACUACAGAGGAAGUCUCCGAUGAAAUCCAUGCAGUCCCAGCUCCAGAUCCGAAAGAUAUUCCUAACCUCCCUGAGCGGGAAGAUGGAGAGGGAGAGGAGAGUGCCUCUUACAGCAAUUGGAACCAACCCAGGAAAGUGGAGCUCUUCCGGGCGCCAGGCAAGUCUCUGGGUAUCAGUAUUGUCGGGGGCCGGGGGAUGGGCAGUCGGCUGAGCAACGGAGAGGUGAUGAGGGGCAUCUUCAUCAAACACAUCCUGGAGGACAGUCCUGCGGGACAGAACGGGACCCUGAAGACUGGAGACAGGAUCGUAGAGGUGGAUGGAGUAGAUCUAAGAGAUGCCAGCCACGAGGAGGCAGUGGAGGCUAUCCGCAAGGGAGGAAACCCCGUCACCUUCUUGGUUCAGAGUAUCAUCCACAGGCCCAGGUCUUCGAGAGCAGACUCCGGAGAGGACAGAGCUGCAGCUGUGACGAAAGACAACAAGGACAAGGAGGCUUACAGUCAAAGUAGACUUUUCCUCCGCCUCUCCCCAACUAACCCUUUCACUCCUACCCCAUUUAAGUCUGUGAAGCGUGAAGCGGUGAAGGCACCUCCCACCAGCGCCGUCCUCCCCCUGCCGGUGAUGCCCCAUGUGGGGGAGACUGACACCGACACACUGACGGAGAGUCCUGGAGGACCUGCAGAGGAAGAGGAGGAGCAGAGGGUGGAGCAGCAGGAGGAAGAGGAAGAGGAGGAUGAGUUUGGAUACAACUGGAAGAACGUCUCCCAGCGUUACGGCGGCCUCCCGGGGGUCCUGCACAUGAUGGAGCUGGAGAAGGGGAGGACGGGCCUGGGUCUCAGCCUGGCCGGGAACAGGGACCGCUCCCGCAUGAGUGUGUUCGUGGUGGGCAUCGACCCCAACGGGGCGGCGGGCAGGGAUGGACGCAUGGUGGUGGGGGACGAGCUGCUGGAGAUCAACGGGCAAGUCCUCUACGGACACAGUCACCAGAACGCCUCCUCCAUCAUCAAGAGCGCUCCUUCCAGAGUCAAAAUCAUCUUUGUCAGGAACACGGAGGCGCUGCAGCAGAUGGCUGUGGGACCGGUGAGAGAGCAGGAGGGGAGAGACAUGGAGGGGGGAGACCCUGAGGAGCCCCCCACUGAGCCAGAAACUACUGCUGCUAACGGAGACACUUCGAAAUAUAUUCAUCACGCCAUAAAGCUGAAGGAGGACGGAGGACUGGGCAUCACCUUCGUGGAGGGAAACACAGAGAACGGAGUGGAGAUUCAGAGUAUAUCUGAAGUGAGAGGACACACAGGGAAGGAGGGCUGUAUGAGACCAGGGGACAAACUCCUAACUGUGAACGGGGAAUCAGUGCUCGGCUACACUGUGGAACAGGUGAACUCUCUCCUGAGGACAUCCAAAGGUCCGGUGAAGCUCACCUUCUCGUCUCUCCCGUCCACCAGUGAGGAUGGGGAUUGCUCCGAUGGCAUCCUCCCAGGCUUUCCCAGCAUGCAUAGCAUUGCCGCAACGACUCUGAGUCAACCGGAGGCAGAGGCAGUGAUGAGUCCGAGUCGCUCCUCCACCCCCACCACGCUGACCUGUGACCCCACGACGUGUCCCAUCAUCCCCGGCUGCGAGACGACCAUCGACAUCUUCAAGGGCCGCACCGGCCUCGGCCUCAGCAUCGUGGGGGGCUGCGACACCCUGCUGGGGGCCAUCAUUAUCCAUGAAGUGUAUGAAGAAGGAGCUGCUUCUAAAGAUGGCAGACUCUGGGCAGGAGACCAAAUCCUGGAGGUGAACGGCAUCGACCUGCGAGUAGCGAGUCACGAUGAGGCGAUCAACGUCCUGCGGCAGACCCCCCAGAGGGUCCGGCUGGUGGUCUUCAGGGACGAGGCGCAGUACAAGGAGGAGGACCUGUGGGACUCCUUCAGUGUGGAGCUGCACAAGCAGCCGGGACAGGGCCUGGGCCUGAGCAUCGUGGGGAGGAGAUCACGGGAUGAGAGGAACGACACCGGAGUGUUUGUGUCUGACAUUGUGAAGGGGGGGCUGGUGGACACUGACGGACGGCUGAUGCAGGGCGAUCAGAUCCUGUCCGUCAACGGGGAGGAUGUGAGGACGAGCACGCAGGAGGCCAUGGCUGCACUGCUCAAGUGCUGCGUGGGGCCCAUCAACAUGGAGGUGGGGAGGUUUAAAGCCGGGCCCUUCCACUCUGAAAGAAGACUCUCUCAGAGCAGUCAGAUGAGUGAGAAUGGCAGCACCAGGUUGGUCUCUCAGGCAGACAACGGCCCUACUGACCCCGACAAACCAAACAUGUGUCUAGACACUCAAGAGCAUCAGGAGACCAGGACAGUGGAGUUCACUAAGGGGCCCCAUGACUCUCUGGGGGUCAGUAUAGCGGGGGGCGUGGGCAGCCCUCUGGGGGAUAUCCCCAUCUUCAUCGCCAUGAUGAACCCUGUGGGCCUGGCUGCUCAGACUCAGCAGCUCAAAAUUGGGGACCGCAUCGUCAGUAUCUGUGGGAGCUCGGCUGAAGGCAUGACCCACGCUCAGGCUGUCAGUCUGCUGAAGAGCGCCACAGGCACAAUACAGCUGCAGGUGGUAGCAGGCGGCGACACCUCUGUGACCGGACCCCCUCCGGAACCCCCGGCUACUGCUCUUACUCCCAGCUGCAUCUUCCAGGACGACCUCGGCCCCCCUCAGUAUAAAAGCAUCAAUCUGGAGAGAGGACCUGAUGGCCUGGGCUUCAGUAUAGUGGGGGGGUACGGUAGCCCCCAUGGAGACCUGCCCAUCUACGUUAAAACCGUGUUUGGAAAGGGGGCAGCGGCGGAGGACGGCCGACUGAAGCGAGGGGAUCAGAUAAUGGCGGUUAACGGGCAGACUCUGGAGGGCGUCACUCAUGAAGAAGCCGUGGGCAUCCUGAAGAGGACCAAAGGGACCGUCACACUCACUGUCCUCUCAUAAUACACACUCACACAUGUCAGAACUCAAAUUGAUUAGUGGGAUGUGCUUAAAUCUCCAGAGGUGAAAUGAUCACACUGCUUUAUUUCCUGAUAUUCACGAAGGAGCUUGUUAUCAUUAUUGAAUGUAGCUUUAAACACUGUGAUCCACGUAAGCCUACAGCACAUAGAUUAAAAAAAUAUAUGUUCCCUGAACCAGUCAUGUCAAGUUAAGUUCAUAAAAAGUUCUUAUUUUAAUCUCAAAGAGGUUGAAAAUAGUUUAAGGAACAACUCUCUUACAUUCCCUGGCUCUGGAUUGAAGUAUUUUCCUGUAUUUAAAUGAAUUGUUUGAUCAAUAUUAACACAAAAGUAUUUCUACAGAGAAGCCUGUUUUCAACGUUUUUAGCAGUCUGAUGUCUAUUUAUACCACAAUCAGAGGAUGAAACAGCAUGCAACUCCCUCGAGGUGAUUAGCAGAGUAGCUAAAUUGAGCUAAUUUCUGUAUUAGCUGUAAGCAGCAAUUCAUCGUGUUGAUUUUCCUGAAAGUAUUCAAAAAUACAUAGCCUAAAGUCACUGUUGUUCUAGCAAAAGUGUCCAAGAGAACAUUAUUAAAUGAUGAUGGCUAGAAGUCUGUAAAAAACGGAAAAAAUAUGUGAAGUCCUUAAAACUAAGAAGUGUGUCGUCGGAGUGCACACUUUACUAAAUGAGGAAUUGUUUGUGUGUUUGUGUGUCCUACUCACUGAAAUAUAUUGCUGCUAAAGCCGAUAUAUAAAAAGGUAUUAUGUAAGUAUUCUGAAUUCUUUAGUAUUAAGUGCACAGAAAAGCAAAAGGCCGGCUCACUAGGUUUGACUCUUUGAGGGUUUGAUUUAAUAACGGACCUGCUCUCUUACUGUUUACUGAAAAAAAGUCAUGUAGCGUGUAGCUCCUGAAGGCUUUAGGCAUGUGUUGUGUGCUCUAGUUUCUUUCUCUUCUCUGUUUUAUCACCAUAAAUAUGCAUUUCUAGCUCUGUCAAUGGGACAGUAUUGAAUUUAUUCACACUGAAUUAAAUAAAAGUGACCUUUGGAUUCAA
Molecule: messenger RNA, 4394 nt
Organism: Notothenia coriiceps (black rockcod)
Lineage: Eukaryota; Metazoa; Chordata; Actinopteri; Perciformes; Nototheniidae
Gene: mpdz
Product: multiple PDZ domain crumbs cell polarity complex component
Exons: 30
Coding region: 1-3351 (1116 amino acids)
Molecular function (GO): protein binding
Source: RefSeq, a predicted model, not a curated record